AUGAAUCGAAUUAUUAAUCAUGAUGAUACUUUGUCAAAAUCGACACUUGCUAAUGGAUUUGCUGAAACCUCCAGUGCUUGGUAUAAAAAAUUCAAUGAACCAUACACAUGUGAACAUCCAAAAAAGUAUUGGCUAACAACCAAGAAAAAGGUUGCUGCUAUAAUCAUGCCACCAUAUGCUAUUUAUCUUUGGUAUAAGUUAAAGAAAUACAAAAAAGGAACAGUUAAGAAAGAUAAUGCGCAAAUCUCUUCAGCAGAAAGCAGUGUUCCAUUGACUUCUCCUACACCUUAUGAAUGCAAAGGCACUUGCGGAGUUGCUACUAAUAUUUCUUCAUGUGGAGGCGGAUGUGGUAGUGGCGG
This is a messenger RNA of Racocetra persica, 359 nucleotides long. The record is from the annotation of a GenBank genome assembly. Lineage: Eukaryota; Fungi; Glomeromycota; Glomeromycetes; Diversisporales; Gigasporaceae.